Lineus longissimus is the source of this 2185-nucleotide messenger RNA. Its product is annotated as lysine--tRNA ligase-like. The transcript is spliced from 11 exons. Gene Ontology annotation, cellular component: nucleus; mitochondrion; cytosol. Bases 77 to 1939 code for a protein of 620 amino acids. Lineage: Eukaryota; Metazoa; Nemertea; Pilidiophora; Heteronemertea; Lineidae. The record is from RefSeq and is a predicted model, not a curated record. Gene Ontology annotation, molecular function: lysine-tRNA ligase activity; tRNA binding; ATP binding. Gene Ontology annotation, biological process: diadenosine tetraphosphate biosynthetic process; positive regulation of macrophage activation; lysyl-tRNA aminoacylation.
AUUUCAUCACAUGGCAAAAUGGCAGAAAGCGGAGAGAAACUAAGCAAAAGGUGUUAGUUUUUAUCAAACCCCUAAAAUGUUCCCGCCUACUGCUCAACUUCUGAAGACACUAGUUUUGGCUUGCCAGAUCCGCAGUACCAUUCAACUGGUUAGACUUGUGCUGACCCCUAGUGUCCGACAGACAACAUUGCUCCAUGCUAGGUUAUGUUCACAGGAUCUGAGUGAGAGAAGUGAGAUCAAGCGGCGCUUGAAGGCUGAGAAGAAGGCCAAAGAGAAGGCAGAAAAAGCUGAAACUCAGAAGCCAGCUGCAGUAAUAAAGAAAGCUGAGGCUGACAAACCUGAGGAAAUUGAUGAAGAGAAUAUUGAUGCAAAUGAAUUUUUCAAACUUCGGUCCCGGUGGGUGAGCCAGUGGAAGAGCAGCGGCGACCAACCAUAUCCACACAAGUUUAAUGUUUCAAUCAGUCUCGAAGGGUUUCUUGAGAAAUACAGCAGCGUAGAAACGGGACAGACCUUAACUGAUGAGACCGUUAGUAUAGCAGGGCGACUUCACGCCAAGAGACCAUCAGGGGCCAAGUUGUUGUUCUAUGAUAUCCGAGGAGAAGGCGUUAAGUUACAAAUCAUGGCCAAUGCCAAGUCUUAUGAAUCAGAAGAAGCUUUCUACAAAAUCAACGAGCGGUUACGGCGAGGUGAUAUUGUUGGUGUGACUGGUAGCCCAGGCCGAACCAAGAAGGGUGAACUAAGCAUCAUCCCCAAAGAAAUGGUGCUGUUGUCUCCAUGUCUGCAUCAGCUGCCGCACAUGCAUUUCGGUCUUGUCAAUAAGGAAACUCGAUUUCGGCAGCGGUAUCUCGAUCUUAUCAUGAACGAUUAUGUCAAAAAGAAGUUUGUUGUGCGUGCACAGAUCAUCAGUUAUGUCAGAAGAUUCUUAGAUGAAAUGGGAUUCUUAGAGAUCGAGACUCCCAUGAUGAACAUGAUCCCAGGUGGUGCUACUGCGAAACCUUUCAUAACACAUCACAAUGAUCUGAACAUGGACCUGUACAUGAGAGUCGCCCCGGAGUUAUAUCACAAGAUGCUUGUUGUUGGUGGUAUCGACAGAGUGUACGAAAUCGGUCGGCAGUUCAGAAAUGAGGGAAUCGACAUGACCCACAACCCCGAGUUUACCACAUGUGAAUUCUAUAUGGCGUAUGCUGAUUACAACGACUUGAUGAGUAUAACUGAGCAGAUGUUGUCAGGAAUGGUGAAACAUAUUACAGGAGGUUACAAAGUGACGUACCAUCCCGACGGUCCGGAGGGGCCGGCCGAGACGAUCGACUUUACACCCCCUUUCAGGCGGCUCAACAUGAUACCGGACUUGGCAAAGAAACUUGGUGUGAAAUUCCCCGCCCCUGACACGUUCUACAGUGAGGAGACAAAGCAAUUCCUUGAUAAACUGUGUCGGGAUAAUGGAGUGGAGUGCGCUAGUCCAAGGACGACCGCGAGGUUGUUAGAUAAGCUUGUUGGUGAUUUCUUAGAAGUCGACUGCGUCAACCCUACGUUUAUUUGCGAUCAUCCAGAGGUGAUGAGUCCACUAUCGAAGUGGCAUCGAUCGGUUAAAGGCCUGACUGAACGGUUCGAAUGCUUUGUUAUGAGGAAAGAGAUCUGUAAUUCCUACACAGAGUUGAACGACCCCAUGGUACAGAGGGAGAGGUUUGAGAAGCAAGCAGCGGACAAGGCUGCCGGUGAUGAUGAAGCAAUGUUCGUGGAUGACAACUUCUGUACCGCCCUGGAGUAUGGCCUUCCACCUACAGCUGGCUGGGGAUUGGGCAUUGAUCGUCUCACCAUGUUCCUGACUGAUUCGAACAAUAUCAAGGAGGUGCUGUUCUUCCCGGCGAUGAAGCCAGAUCUUCACGGACCAUCUGAUGACAAGGCAUUCGAAGAUGGCAGUGUUAACAAUGCUAAUUAACGUCAGGGAUCUUAGUACAAUUCAAACCAUCUUAUUUUAUUUAUUGAAUACAUGAUGGACCUCACGGACGUUUCUUUGACUUUAAGAAUUCGUACACAUAUCCAAAUUCUAGGAAGUUCUGCAUUGACUUAGCUUUGGGUGUUCACCAUGGAGGAAGUUGUGAAAGAAGUUGUACCAUAGUAACAUAUGGGAAACUGUAAUUCAACAAUGGGAAAUUCAUUCAACUAAUAAAUUCUUCUGAUCAAA